AUGUUCUCCGACACGCAUCCGCAUCCAAAUUCUGCUACCGAACAUCUCGCGCAUGACGAUCCAAAUCAUCGCCGGAAUUCUACAGACUCUGAUGUGAUCCACUACCUCUAUUUUGAAGACAACGAUGGCUUCUUUCCACCAACUUGGAUCGGAAAAGACUCAGAGCAGAGACCGUCAAGCGAAAAUACGGGUGGCAACCUCGACGGCACUAGAGACGCUAGCACUAGUGCUUGCAAGAGAAGCACAUAG
Messenger RNA from Penicillium robsamsonii, 249 nucleotides. RefSeq lists its product as uncharacterized. Lineage: Eukaryota; Fungi; Ascomycota; Eurotiomycetes; Eurotiales; Aspergillaceae. The transcript has a single exon. The record is from RefSeq and is a predicted model, not a curated record. Bases 1 to 249 code for a protein of 82 amino acids.